Lycium ferocissimum is the source of this 1432-nucleotide messenger RNA. RefSeq names its product F-box/FBD/LRR-repeat protein At1g13570-like. The record is from RefSeq and is a predicted model, not a curated record. Gene Ontology annotation, molecular function: protein binding. NCBI's taxonomy places the organism in Eukaryota, Viridiplantae, Streptophyta, Magnoliopsida, Solanales, Solanaceae. The transcript is spliced from 4 exons. Bases 1 to 1260 code for a protein of 419 amino acids.
AUGCCUCCAAAAUGUAUCAAAAUAAAUCAAUCAGACACAAGCCAGGAAUCAAUUGCUGAUGAAGAUAUAAUCAGUGACUUGCCACGGAAUGUAUUAGAUUGCAUUCUUGGGAAAAUGCGUAUACGUGAAGCUGUAAGAACGAGUGUUCUAUCAGAGAAGUGGAGAUUUUACUACUUAACCAUUCCAGAAUGGAUUUUUGAUGACAAAUUCUGCAAACAACUUCAAAAAUUUGCCCUCUCCCAAAAUAAAUGUCGUAUAUUAUCUGAAUAUGAGCUCGAGAUCAAGUACCAAUUUGACGAAAUUGUCACCAGGUCUCUUCUGCUCCAUCUUGGGUUAUGUGUUCCUAAUUUCAAUUCAACCAGGGUUCCUAACGUGAACAAAUGGAUUCUAUACUUAUCUCGGAAAAAUAUCAAGAAAUUAACCUUAGAAUACAAGAAUAAGGAUACUAUACGUCAUAAGUUACCUCCUUUUUUCUUUUCUUGUCUGGACUUGACAUACUUGAAGCUCCAUAAUUUUUCUUUUUCACCUCCACCGCCAGUGUUUAAGGGCUUCCUGUAUCUUGACCAAUUGGUGCUUCUUGGUGUUCACCUUGUAAGCAACUGUUUUGAAAGUUUCCUCUCCAGCUGCCCCGUUCUUCAAAGUCUAGUGUUGUGCGGGUGUUCCGGUGUUCAUCAUUUUAGUAUCGACAGUUCUAAACUCCAGAGGUUGUGCAUCAAGGCCGAUGAUGAUUUUGAAUCAAUCUCCUUAGAAAACGCUCCUAACUUGACUAAAGUUUCUGUUACACUGGACAAAGUUGUAAUAGGCCUGGAAAGCAAUCCUGAUUCUGAUUUGGUUAAGUUUGUGGAUGGCUUGCCUAGAGUCGAAAUACUUCGUCUAAAUGGCAAGUUUCUACAGCUCCUAGCUAAAACUCCAGUUCCGCCUAUUGUAUCACCCUCGCCAGACUCUCUGAAGAUUAUUGAAUUCAAAGGUGCAAACUUUAUGAACUUUGAUGAGAUAUCUGUUGUUGUCUGCUUGAUCAGAAGUGCUCCAAAUUUGCAAGAACUUCAUAUUGAGGCUUCUACGGUCGAGCUAAACCAAGAACAAGUCUCUGGUUAUCUAAAACUCCUGGACUGCACAACUUUUCCCCUUAGCAAACUUCAUCUGGUCAAGUUUACGAAUAUCUCAAGUUUCGUUCCUGAGUUUGAGUUCAUCCAUUUCCUUGUCUUUAGUUCGCCAUCACUUGCAACACUGAGAAUUGAGCGUGGAGCACCCAAAUCUUGAAGCUGUAGUAGCAUUGAAUAUAACCAGGAAGCUGCUCCAGUUUCGGCCACCAUCAACAGUGAACAUAGAUUUCUCGAGGGACAGUAAAAACAUAAGUGUCAUAAUGCAUUUUCAGAGAAUUAGCAUUAUGUAAGUUUGAGCAAAGUAACUUGGUUAAGUUCAAAAUACUGAA